Molecule: messenger RNA, 1629 nt
Organism: Rotaria sordida
Lineage: Eukaryota; Metazoa; Rotifera; Eurotatoria; Philodinida; Philodinidae
Source: the annotation of a GenBank genome assembly
AUGUCGUCCAUUAAUUACGAUAAUAACAAUAAUAAUCAAAUACCGUUACAAGAUCCCAAUGCACCACCACGUCUCAUAAGAAAUAUACGUCGUCGUGGUGGUGUUUUAGGGCGCAACAAUGAUUAUAUAGGGCGCAAUAAUGAUUAUGUAGGGCGCAAUAAUGAUUAUGUAGGGUGCAACAAUAAUUAUUUAGGGCGCAACAACAAUAAUAAAUAUUAUACAGAGGGUAAUCAAUUUUAUUAUCCGAAUAGAGGUAAUCAAUAUUAUCGUCAAAAUCAAGGCAAUAUAUUUAAUUAUCGACGUUAUCCUCCAAAUUAUUAUCGUCGAAAUAUCUUUUAUAAUCGGAAUUAUCGGAUACCACGACAAUAUUUUAUUCCAAAUGAUAUAGGUGGAUAUGGUUUCAUAGGUCAGCGACAACAACAACAAUUAAGACCAAUUCAACCGGUUAGAUCUUCUAGUCGGCGUCGAUUUAGUAAUCGUCCAAGAAGACGAGGUCCACGAACAAUUCGUUUAAAUGAUCUUAUGCCAACUGAAUUACGUGAACCUUCACCAAAUCUUCCACCGGAAUUUAAUAUCGCUACAACAACAACUACGGAUGUUCCAUCAAAUGCACUACCACAGCGUGGAAGAUUUGUUCAAAGAAAUACGACUCAACCUUUCACAGUUACUGAAAAUAAUCGAAAUCAGCAGCAACAACAGCAACAAGGAAAUCAACGACAACGUAAAACUACGUCUUCAUUUGGACGUCGACAACGUCGUAAUAAUCGAUUUGCUGUAUUAGCUGAUGACAAUGAAAAUGAUAAUGUAUCUGAUGUGGAAGUAGAAGUGAAAGAUGAGCAGAUAUCGUUAAAUACUAAUAAGAAACAAAGAAAAGAUAAGAAUAAGAAAAAACUUCGUCGAUAUCUUGAAUCAAAGCGUAUAUUAAAAUGGUUAGAAGAACAUUCAAGAAGUUCAAAAAAUGCUAUAAGUGGUCGUGGUAAUCAAGCUUAUGUAUUACCUUCAACUUUAAUUUAUGAUGAAUGGGUUAGAAAUAAUUAUGAGUUACAUGUUUGGCAAACUUAUUUAAAAAUGGGUACUGAACAAAAACAUUGGGCUAAAGAAAUUGUUCGACGUACAAAAAGACGAGAUAAUGUUAUUAAUACUCGAUUUGUUCAAAAGAAAAUAAAUCGAUUAAUAACUGUUAUUGCUGAAGCAUGUGCUACUAUUUCAGAAUUACAAAUUCAAUUAUCUACGUAUUGGAUGCAAACUAUUUCUGAAACUACAAAUCAAAGAUUAGCUCAAAUAACAGCUAAUUUAGUAGCCAGACAAUUAUCAGUUGAUAGAGCACGUCAAACAACAACUGCAGGAAAUGUAGGUACAGAUACAGAUGAUGAAUUGGAUACUGGAACUACAGGAACUGCAGGAGCUGCUCCAACAACUACAGCAACUACUAAAAAUUAUAUACGUGAAUCAGUUGAACGUAUUGAAAAAUAUAUAUUAGAAUAUAUAUAUUUUUGUACUCAACAUGUUAAAAAGAUGGCUCAAACUCGAAUACAAUUAGCUAAAGCUCAAAUGGAAGAAUAUAAAGCUUUAGAAGAUUUUGAACAAAUAGCCACUCCAACCCAAUGGAAUACUCAUUUCUUGUUGAAA